Molecule: messenger RNA, 3440 nt
Organism: Jaculus jaculus (lesser Egyptian jerboa)
Lineage: Eukaryota; Metazoa; Chordata; Mammalia; Rodentia; Dipodidae
Gene: Pcsk7
Product: proprotein convertase subtilisin/kexin type 7
Exons: 17
Coding region: 196-2562 (788 amino acids)
Biological process (GO): protein processing
Cellular component (GO): Golgi membrane; trans-Golgi network
Molecular function (GO): serine-type endopeptidase activity
Source: RefSeq, a predicted model, not a curated record
CCGGGAAGCCGCGAGUUUCCGCAGGAGGGAGGAGGCGGCGGCGGCAUCGGCGGCCGGGCGGGUCUACAGGUUGUGUUCACAGUCAACACUGCUCCCAGAGGAGGUGACAUCUUUCCUGCAUUUGCACAAAAUGAAUGUCAUGUGGUUAGCCAGACCAGGAGCUCAACCUCUCGGAGAGCCCAGCCUGCUGCUCUGAUGCCGAAAGGGAGGCGGAAAGCCCCACAGUUGGAUGCCCCCCUGGGCCUGCCCACCUGCCUCUGGCUGGAAUUAGCUGGGCUCUUCUUACUAGUUCCCUGGGUCAUGGGCCUGGCAGGGACAAGUGGGGCUGACACCAAGGGCACAGGGGGGCUAAGCUGGGCCGUACACCUUGGCGGUCCGGAAGGUGAGCAGGAGGAAGAGAGUCUGGAGCAACAGGCAGACGCUGUGGCCCAGGCAGCGGGCCUGAUGAACACUGGGCGCAUUGGAGAGCUUCGGGGACACUACCUCUUUGUCCAACCAGCCGGGCACAGGCAGGCCAUGGAGGUGGAGGCUGUGCGGCAGCAGGCAGAAACUGUGCUGGCCAGGCAUGAAGCGGUGCGCUGGCACUCAGAGCAGAGGUUGCUGAAACGAGCCAAACGCAGCGUCCACUUCAAUGACCCCAAGUACCCACAACAGUGGCACCUGAAUAACCGGCGGAGCCCCGGCAGGGACAUCAACGUGACAGGUGUGUGGGAAAGAAAUGUGACCGGGCAAGGAGUGACGGUGGUGGUGGUAGACGAUGGCGUGGAGCACACCAUCCAGGACAUCGCACCCAACUACAGCCCAGAGGGUAGCUAUGACCUCAACUCUAAUGACCCUGACCCCAUGCCCCAUCCGGACGUGGAGAAUGGCAACCACCAUGGCACACGGUGUGCUGGAGAAAUUGCUGCUGUUCCAAAUAAUAGCUUCUGUGCAGUGGGUGUUGCCUAUGGGAGUCGCAUAGCAGGUAUCCGGGUACUAGAUGGACCACUUACAGACAGCAUGGAAGCUGUGGCAUUCAACAAGCACUAUCAGAUUAAUGACAUCUACAGCUGCAGCUGGGGUCCAGAUGACGAUGGGAAGACAGUGGAUGGUCCCCACCAGCUUGGAAAGGCUGCCUUGCAACAUGGAGUGAUGGCUGGUCGCCAGGGUUUUGGGAGCAUCUUUGUGGUUGCCAGUGGUAAUGGGGGCCAGCACAAUGACAACUGCAAUUACGAUGGCUAUGCCAACUCCAUCUACACUGUCACCAUAGGCGCUGUGGAUGAGGAAGGACGAAUGCCUUUCUAUGCCGAGGAGUGUGCCUCCAUGCUGGCCGUCACCUUCAGUGGUGGGGACAAGAUGCUGCGGAGCAUUGUGACCACUGACUGGGACCUCCAGAAGGGCACUGGCUGCACUGAGGGCCACACAGGGACCUCAGCUGCAGCCCCUUUGGCAGCUGGCAUGAUAGCCCUCAUGCUGCAGGUGCGGCCCUGCCUCACGUGGCGGGACAUCCAGCACAUCAUUGUCUUCACAGCCGCCCAGUAUGAGGAUCGCCAUGCAGACUGGCUCACCAAUGAGGCUGGCUUCAGCCAUAGCCACCAGCAUGGAUUUGGCCUACUAAAUGCUUGGAGACUCGUCAAUGCAGCCAAGAUCUGGACGUCUGUCCCUUACUUAGCUUCCUACGUCAGCCCCGUGCUGAAAGAGAACAAGGCUGUCCCACAGUCUCCCCACUCUCUGGAGGUCCUGUGGAAUGUCAGCAGGACAGACCUGGAAAUGUCGGGGCUGAAGACGCUGGAACAUGUGGCAGUGACGGUCACUAUCACUCACCCACGACGCGGCAGCUUGGAAGUGAAACUGUUUUGCCCCAGUGGCAUGAUGUCCCUCAUCGGUGCCCCUCGCAGCCUGGACUCGGAUCCCAAUGGCUUCAACGACUGGACCUUUUCCACUGUGCGGUGCUGGGGGGAAAGAGCACGAGGCGUCUACAGACUGGUUAUCAGGGAUGUAGGAGACGAGCAGCUCCAGGUGGGCGUCCUCCGGCAGUGGCAGCUGACCCUGUACGGUUCUGUGUGGAGUCCAGUAGACAUCAGGGACAGACAAAAUCUCUUAGAAAGUGCCAUGAGUGGGAAAUACCUACAUGAUGGCUUCACGUUGCCCUGCCCACCUGGGCUGAAAAUUCCUGAAGAAGAUGGUUAUACCAUCACCCCUAACACCCUCAAGACCCUGGUGCUUGUGGGCUGCUUCACCGUCUUCUGGACUGUUUACUACAUGCUGGAAGUGUGCCUGAGCCAGAGGAACAUGGUCUCUACCCCACACUGUAAGAGUGGACCCUGCCGUUGGCUCCAACGGAGCCAAAACUCUAGGGAGGAGGGGACAGAGCUAGAAUCAGUGCCACUUUGUAACAGCAAGGAUCUUGAUGGAGUAGAUUCGGAGAACGGAGUUCCCACCACCACCUCUAGCCUCCUAGCCCCAAGCCUGCCCAGUGAAGAGGACUGGAACUUGUCCCAGAGCGACAAAAGUGUCCUGGACUGCCCUCAUCAGCAUCAACCCCCAGACCUGAUGCAGGGGAAGGAAGAGCAAAUCUGCUGACCCUCCAGGGGAGUGGGCUUUUCCUCCCCAAAACAACUCACUGAGAGCCAGGAGAGAAAGUGGUCUUGAAUCUGAGAAUCUGGAAUCUGAGACCUCCGUGGCAUUCUGGGCCACCCUCAAGGAGGGUGAGGCCAGUCAUAAGUGCAGUGACACAGGACUGGUAAGCAUCCAGCUGACUGGGAGCUUUGGGUGAGAAGGUCUUGAUUAAGGGAUUGGCACCAUCCCAGGCAAGACCUUGUCCCAAUCCUGUGGUACAGGUCAGUGACACAGGCCGUCAGGAACCCACUCCUGCAUAGGUUACACAGGUUCCUGCAGGACCAGGAGAGCUCUGACGGACAUAUUGCUGGGGUGCUGAGAAAAGGGCUCAGGGAAGAGACUGACGGAUCCUGGAAAUGCCUGCCCUGAAAGCAGUUGCCUUCAUUGCCCUUUCCUAUGCUCCUGGUCUAAAGCCAACCUUGAACUUGUCCCUGACUUAGACAGCCCCUUACCCUUCUUGCUGAAGGAUCAGUAUAGUGCUCCUGGGAUAGCUGGGAGGCACAUGGUGCCAAGGCCCCUGCUGCUUCAUGAUGGAAGUCUUGGGCAGAACUGCAGACAGGUGAGACACAAGUGUUUCCGAGGAGCCACUGCCACCCCAGCCCUGUGACUACCCUGUCUCCUGCAAAGUGCUCAGGGAAAUGCCUUCACCCUGGAGGCCAGCCGUCUGCCUGACAGGCUCUGGCUUUUCCUCUGUUCUUGGCCUCCUCCCCUCCUGUCUUCUGAGCUAAUUGAUUGAUCUGAAUUUUUUAAUGCUUAAGAUUUGAUUUUCUCUUUUCACAGCAACAUUUUGUUGAGUUUUGUUUUUCUGCACAGCUUUUCCAAAAUAAAAAUCUUUCAAACAA